Messenger RNA from Mercenaria mercenaria, 9504 nucleotides. Its product is annotated as intermembrane lipid transfer protein VPS13D-like. NCBI's taxonomy places the organism in Eukaryota, Metazoa, Mollusca, Bivalvia, Venerida, Veneridae. The coding region runs from base 65 to 9061 and encodes 2998 amino acids. Gene Ontology annotation, cellular component: extrinsic component of membrane. Gene Ontology annotation, molecular function: protein binding. The record is from RefSeq and is a predicted model, not a curated record. Gene Ontology annotation, biological process: protein retention in Golgi apparatus; mitochondrion organization; protein targeting to vacuole. The transcript has 44 exons.
UCUCUAGUUCCCAUUUGACAGAAUGCUGAAAAUGAAGGAAUAGUAAUUGCAACAAUUCUCUACAAUGUUAGAAGGGCUUGCAGCAUGGGUUUUGAACACAUACGUAGGGGAGUAUGUGGAGAAUUUGAACACACGUCAAUUGUCUAUAGCCUUGCUACAAGGUGCAGUGGAGCUGGAAAAUUUGCCACUAAAGAAAGAUGCCCUCAAAAGUCUUGGUUUGCCUUUACAGGUUAAAUCAGGUUUUAUUGGAAAGAUAACCCUACAUAUUCCUCUACGAAGACUCCACAGCGAACCCUGGGUGAUUUCUAUAGAGAGGUUAUAUCUGGUAGCUGGACCAUUGAAAAAUGCUGAGUAUGAUGAAGAAAAAGAAAAACAAGCUGAUGCAGCCAGGAAAACAAAAAUGUUGGAAGCUCUUGAGUCAAAACUACAGGUUGAGAAAGUUGUGAAGAAUGAAUCCUCGUGGUUCUCAUAUGGUACAUCUGUGGUGGCAAACAUCCUAGAAAACCUACAGUUGAAUAUCAAGGAUGUUCACAUCAGAUAUGAAGAUGAUGUUACAAACCCAGGGUGUCCAUUUUCAUUUGGUGUGGUCAUCAAGAACCUAAGUGCGCAAAGUACAGAUGGAUCGUGGAUACCAAAGUUUGUUAGUCGAGACAAUGUAGAGAUGAUGCACAAGUUGGUUGAUCUUCAAAAUUUCUCUCUGUAUUUUGAUACAAACACAACAUUGGUGGGUGACCUACCUAAAAAUGACAUGACAAACAAUUUACAAAGAGAGAUGUAUGUGUCAAGUAUAACUAACCAGUUUAAGGACCAUGAGUAUAUAUUAUCGCCAGUGUCAGCUAAAGCAAAGAUGAAGCGUUACACCACACCGCUCCCACUACGGGACAAAAAUAUCCCUCGUAACAAUAUAGACUUGAACCUUGAGAACAUGGCAUUUGCCCUUAGUGAAAAUCAGUACAGAAAUAUAGUUAUGUUACUCCGAGAGUUUGAGAAGUAUGAGAAAAGUAAACCAUACAGGAAAUGGAGACCAGACUGCGCUGUGAUUAACAAUGCAAGGAGGUGGUGGCAGUUUGCUAUUGAAGCCAGAUUAUCCAUUAUACAGGACAAAAAGAGGCGACUUACUAAAGAUUUCUUAACAAACCGGGUUAAAGAUAUUGUUCUUUAUACAAACAUUUACACAGCUCAACUGAAGAAAGAAUAUAUUGAUGCCACAUUAAAGACUAGUCAAGCUAGAAUAGAAGAGGAAUGGACAUUUGAUGAAAUAAAGAUAAUCAGAGAGCACGUGUUCAGAAAGCUGAUCAGACAGGGAGUCUUGUCAAAGGCCCCUUCACCUGAGCCUGAGCCAAGUACCAGAAAAUCAGCUGAUUCCCCUCCUGAAGAUAAGUCAUUACUUCAACGCUGGUUCCCAGGUUGGGGAGGAUGGUAUGGUUCCCAGUCAGAAAAGCCAGACUCGGCAGUGGGUACAAGCCUGGAGCCAGAUGAAGAUGUUGAUGAUACUGGAGAGCCUCCUCCAAAAAUAUCUAAGUCUGAAUUGGGUUUACUUGAACCAGAUAUUGAUGGUUCAGGCAUCGUACCAGAGCAAGAACUGCGGGACGAGGUAGAGUUUGUUCUCGGAGAUGGGGAAGAUGAUAAAUCUGUCUUGAAGAGAGAUGCUGUGUUUGCUAAACUCAAUUUCUGCUUGAGUAGUGGCUCUUUCAAAGUGCUAGGAAAUAAAACCCUACAGGAAACUGGUGAUGUACUGACCUACAGUAUCCUGGAGUUAGAGUGUUCUGCUAUAGAGAUGAUGUUUGAAUCCCGACCUAGAACCGGUGGCUUCACAUUCGGCCUCAAUGUUGGUGGUCUUAGACUGCUAGACAAAAUGACAGAAAAUUCACAGUUCCCAUGUCUUAUAGGGUCACAGAAUAAGGAGAGAUUUGGACCAAAGAAGCAGAUGGGACCACCAGGGUUUCAGAAAACUUCCAAGAUAACCCCAGUACAGGAGGAAACAGACACCAAACUGUUUGAAUUAAAGUUUGAGAAAAAUCCAUUUCAAACAGCUGCUAAUUACAGGUUUAAUAUAUUGACUCAGCCACUAGACAUUGUGUACAAUACUGCAGCUUUCAACAGGGUGAAAGAAGUGUUCUCAUCCAAGCAUACAUACAUUGCUAAGAAAUCUGAAACUUCUCUGUCAGCUGCUGCUCGGAGACAGUAUGAAACACUGAAACGUCAGACUCAGUCAGAGUUAAAACAUUCUUUGAUACAAAUUUUAGAAGGAUCAGAAAAGAUAAAGAGAUGGGAGGUACACCUGGAUGUUGCAGCUCCCCAAAUCAUUAUUCCAGAGAAUUUUGUAUCAGAGAACACGAGUAUGGUGGUGUUAGACCUGGGACAUCUCAAGUUUGAAAAUGCUCUUAGUGAAACACCAAAUAAGGAAAGUCCGGAGAAUAAUGAAGAUGAAUUUCUGACUCCAAUGUCGACCCCACCCAAUGAACCAGAGGAAGGUCCACAGAAAAGUUUAGAUAUAGAACAAUUGUCACAGAUGGAGCUUUCAGAAUCACAGCUGUACAGCAGGAUAUAUGACCAGUAUACACUGGAACUGACAGACCUUCAGGUCAUGGCAGGCAAAAUGAAGGACAACUGGAAACACAUACAUCACAGGAAUAGUACACCAUUACAUCUCGUAGACAGAUUCACUAUUACUCUCCAGUUAGAAAGACGGUUGAUAUACACCACAGAUCCACAAUACCCCACUGUUAUAGUGUCAGGAAACCUGCCGUCACUUACUGUACAUGUGAAUGAACAAAAGGUUCAAAUAAUCAAUGCCUGUUUGAAGUCACUGUCUUCAACAUCCAACCUAAGUCAAACAGUGAAAUCUUCUGGUAGUAGUCAGUCUCUGACAGAGUCCUCUAGUGGUGUGAAUAUUGGAGAUCUAGGGGAGGUUACUCUAGAAGAAUCUAUAAGAACAGACAAAGAUGACAGUGCAGACAAGAAGUUGAAAGAAUUGUUGGAAGUGUCACAGCUGUUCUUGAUGAACUUCACUAUCAAACAUAUGUCUCUAGAAAUACACAGCCGAGAUCGAGCAGUGGCAGAAUUACAGGUAGCUGGUGUGAGGACCAGCAUAACUAAGCGACCAUACGACACCAGUGUUAAACUGAUGGUACACAGUCUGCUAGUAGUAGAUGCUCUUCAGACUUAUGGACGAGAUUUUGAACUGCUUGUUGCAUCCCACAGGAAUAUAACAAUGGACAGUGCCAGCGGGAGUAUUCGUGAUUCAGCAGCAACAUCUCCCAUGAUGACUUCACCAAAGUCACCUCCAGGAUCACCAAUGGAGCAUGCUCCAACAGUAUCAACAAGUGGGGGACUACAAGAUGUUGUCUCAAGGGCAUUUCAGACAUUGAUUAACAUAGGGGAUAAAACACCAAAGGUGUCAAUGCCUGAGAGUACAGCUGGACAUGAGGCGUCCUGUACACCAGACAGUGAGGCCCUCAUAGUGGUUGAGUUUGAUAUGAUUGCAGCUAACUCUCCCAGUAAUACUAACAUUGAAGGGCCUCUCAACACAGCAAAUUUACAGUUUAACAACCUCGAUAUUAUUGCUAACCAGGAAACUGUAGUUGAGAUUGUCAGUUUCUUGAAGAGAACGGUACCCAAGACGAAAAAACCAUCUGGGUUACGGCAACUGUCUGCUCCAAGUAAUUUGACAGUAAACCAGUCCAUGUUUGCUGGUUUGUCUCAGUUGGAUACAGAAAAAUCCAAAACUGAACUGACGGCAGAUUUUAAUCGGUUGUCUGUUAUGAUGAUGAGAUUAGACUACAGUUCUGGAGGGAAGGCCGCAAGGAAAGUUGCCACGGCAACCAUGUCAUGUGCUAGAGUCCAGGCUAGUAUAGGCUCGGAGCUAAGUAUGUCAGGCUCUCUUGGAGGAUUUCACGUGUUUGAUGUUACACCAGAAAAUAAACGUCAUCGCAGACUUUUUACUGCUGGCCAUGAUGUUUGCCGGGAAAGUGUUCUAACUCCAAACAUCUCUAGAACUGCUAAUGAAUCAGAACCAUUUGACAACGAUGAUAAUAAAGCAUUUUCAUUCAGUUUUAGCAAACCUUUGAGUAACAAUGGUGAAGCCUAUUUAGAUUCUACUAAUGCAGAAGAUACAAAAAAGGUCAGUUUGAAGGUUGCCUCCCUUUGCUACACACAUUCACCAAGAACUUUGAAUGAAUUGUCACUGUGUGUGUCAGAAUUCAAGGAGUACAGAACUUCAGUUGCACAGUCUAUUAAAAGUGUAGCUAGUGAGGUUGCUAAGGGAAUGGUUGCUAAGCGAUCAGAAUUAGGUCUAGGUCAAAGUUCAUUAUACGGAAGUUCAAGCAGCUUAGAGGGGUUUGGUGGCUCAAGACAAAAACUGAAUAUAGCUCCAGAAAAAGCAGAGUCUGAAUAUUUUGAAAAUAUGACAUUUUGUGAGGAGGCUGAAACUGUGGAAACUAGAAUAGAAUUAGAUGCUUCGUUUGAUUCACCUAUUAUUGUUGUGCCAAAAAAUGCAACUAGUGCAAAUGUACUAGUUGCUCAUCUUGGUGAGAUUACAGUAAGCAAUACGGUAGACAAAAGUCAAGGUCACUCGUUUGAAGAUGUCUUGACAGAUGGGGAAGGGCAAAGACCGGACCGUAUAUUCAUGGAAGUGCGUAACAUGAACCUUUAUGCUGCAGAUAUUGACAAAAAUACACAGACAUGUAAAAAUUCUAUAAAUUUAGAUGGGUCUGUGGAUUAUAGAUCAUUGACUGUAGGGAGUGAAUUUGGAACACCAAUUUUAUUUGACACUACAGUACAUGUGACUAUAGACCAUACAACAGGAGGAACUUCUGUGAUAAAUGCAAACAAUGUUGGUGAAUUUCCUGGACAUUUUCAGCCAAAAGAUGUAAAUGACAUGUACUAUGAGCAAGAAAGUCAGCCAGUGUUGGACAUGAAGGCAAAAAUACAAACCCCACUUAAACUUGUGCUUCAAAAAAGUGUCUAUGAGCAGAUUCUGCAGACAUCAGAUUAUAUGUCUAGUGCAGAUGAGAAUGUAGAGCAGACUGAGUCCAAUUUUAACCAGAAUGCAACUAGUGCAGACAGUCUGCCAAAAAGUAUGACUGGUUCACCAGAUGGUUCUACACAGCCUGAGAGCUUAUCUUCAAGCAGACUUUCUAGUUUGAACCAGUCUCAGACUACCAAAUUAUUUGUAACAAAGAAACUUAAAUUAGAGGUUCCAUUGUUCAGUGUUGAACUAAGAGGUGAUUUCGGUGAAGGCGAGCGGGGAGUUGUGGAAUUAAAACUUCAUAGAUUUCUUCUCGACUUCCUCAAAGACAAUCCCGCCACAACGAAAGUAGAAGUUUUUCUAAAAUCUCUAGUAAUGGAUGAUUUAUUAGAAAAAGCAGACUCUCCUCACAGACAGAUUAUGGUUUCUAAGGAACCACAGAAAGAUGAUUUUGCAGACAUGAAACCUCGAGAGUUCUUGUCACAGUCCUGUCCAGAUAAUGCUAUUGUUGCUCCAGUACCUGUGAUGCCGCAUUCUUUACCAAGUAGUUUCCACAAUCUUGCGCCAACUGUUAACCAGCCUGUGGUCACUGAGCCCUUAAUUAGACCAUUCUUGACAACACAGACAUUUGCUAGAAGCAGAUUUCAACAAGGGGCCAGUCCAAGCACGCCUCCUCCAACACCCCAUUUUUCACGUAGGUACUCUCACGACGAGCUUUCAGGAGAAAAUCUUGUUCACAUCUCAGUUCUCUUAGUGGACAAAGCAUCACCUGAGUAUAAAGAAAAAUACAAUGAAACUAAAAGGUUUGUCGAUGUUGAUUUCAACUGUCUGGACACAAAAAUAAAUCAACAGACAUGGGUAGUGUUGUUGGAUUUUCUUGGCCUUGGAGCAAAAGUACAUGACGUGGACAUACUGGCUGGGAAGGAAUCUGAUCCAAAAAAUAAACCAGUCAAUCCUGAAGAGUAUGAGCAACCUGUUGUGAACUCUGAGAUCAAACUAAAGAUUGAGAACUUGUCUAUAAUACUGAACAAACCAGAGUACCAAUUCUCACAGGCCAGUAUCUCCAAGAUGAACUCACAUCUGUCACUUAGGGAUGGAAACUUUCAUAUGAAAGGUCACCUUGGGAAGAUGUGUGUCCUUGACCUGUCACCUAGUGGCAUAUUGUACAGGGAGCGAUUUUUGACUGUUGGUGACCAAGCUCUGGAAUUUGACUUUUUCAAGUAUGGUUUGCCAGAUCCUUGGUUGAAGCGUGAAUAUGACAUGAAGUUAAAGUUACGUAUGUCCUCAGUUCGUUACACACAUACCAACAAAUUCCAGGCAGAGAUGCUAGGAUUUGUUCAACAUUUUCUACAGUUACAGGAUGUUCUGGGCAGAAUGAGAGCAGCUUCAGCUGGGAAAAAGAUCAAUGAAGAAGCCUUUCACCAACCCCGGAUAUUGUUUGAUGUUGAAGCUGGCUCACCAAUUAUACUCAUACCUCACAGUACAAAAACUACUGACGUUCUUGUUGCAGAUCUUGGUAGACUGUCUGUAAGAAACUGUUUUAAAUUUGAUGGUGAUUCUGGAACAUUUAAUGCUGAGGACCAGUCUGAAAAACUGAAAACACCAACUGAGAACCAGACUGAAUCUGGUUCAGAUAGGGGCUUUGCUAGAAGUUCAGUGUCAAGGUCAAAUUCUCAGACUUCUGUGAGAUCUGUGAACAGUCGGACUGGUAUCAUUACUUCAAGAAGUAUUUCUCAAACAGAUGGGUCCCAGUCUGGAAUGCAGUCUGUUCUUUCCGUGGAUUCAUUUGAGGAUAUACUGCAGCAAAGUAGAGAUCAAGACCCAAUGACAUCAAGUGUGUAUGGAAGUCUUGAACAUGAUACCAGAUUUGAUUCAGAUAUCUAUGACCCCACGGAGUUGACCUCUGAGGGGUCAAGUGUGGACCCUGAAUCUCCAAGACCUGGUUCUGGUCGUAAUAUUUCCUUGUCAGAAAAUUUGCUUCUCCAGUCAAUGCAUACAAGUCCUGUAACCAGUCCAUUGUUGAGUAAUGCUUCUCCUUUAAGUGAUGUUACACUUACUGAAAAUGUGACUGGUUUUGCUAAAACUAAUGCAUCUCUAGAAGACAAUGUUGCCAUGGAAACUGAUGAACACAAGUGCUUGUUGGAUGUACUUGAUGUGCGUCUAUGUGAUAUGGAUCUGUUUGCAGCAGAAAGAGUGGAGAAGAGACAGUAUAAAGGCAAGAAUCUUCAGCAGGAUCUAGAGUUUCCAUCUUGUGUCAUUCAGAGACAGGGCUGUAAGCUGUUGAAGGAGAAAUGUAUGCUGGACCUUCAGAUAGAGAGAAACUUGGAGGGUGAUUCGAGUCAUGCCGUCCCAGACUUCCGUGUACAGGGGGCGCUGUCUUCCGUCCACUGUUGUCUUGACAUCACACAGUAUAAGCUUAUUAGAGGUUUACUGGAUCAUAACUUGGGAGAAAAGUUUGAGAAUUUCAAGAAAGAACUGCUAACACACAUGCAGAAUCCAAAUGUUCAGACUGUACUAAGUGGUGAUGUUUGGACAAUGAUUUCCAUGGCAGUUGACCUUAACAAUGUGACCUUGGAACUGUUGACCUCUCAUAAGCUUGAACCAACCCAGCCAGAGGUCAGCUUGGCUAAACUGGACUUCAUACGUUCCAGGUUGUCAUAUGACCUGUUUUCUGACCAGUCAAAGGAGACUAACCUAGUUUCUAAAGAAAUACUAGUUCAUGAUACCAGGUUCAGAGAUAUGGCAAUUAAUCUUAGACCGAGUGUGUUUGAGAAGAUACUGCGACCAACGAAAGAUGCUAGCCCCGACAGUUUACAGCUUGAGCUUCACUAUAGAGCCACAGUAGAGAGCACGGGAUUAAAGGUCAUCAUAAACAACAUGAACUUGCUCUGCAGUUUUGACUGGAUCAUCGCCUUACAGCAGUUUAUAGUUACAAAACCAGACAAUCCAUUCCUCACUAAGUCUGAUCAGGGUAGAGCAGAUGAAAGUUCUGAAGAAGUUCAGUCGCCAACACUAUCAUCGUCCAGUAAGGGCUCACGCACUACCAGUCCCCUGAUGACUUCUGGUGGUAUUAUUACCAAGAGAGCCGGUCCUCUUGGUGAACAGAAUGAUGUUCCAUUUGAGUUGAAGUUAAAUGUGACAGACACAGAGUUUGUAGUUGUUGAGAAUCUUGCAUCAGCUGACACCAAUGCUGUCAUUCUCAAGUGUACAUCUGAUUUAUCCUACCGGCCAAAAGCUCAGGACAAGUUACUCUCAUGCACUCUUCAGAGCUUGGAGAUUUUCUCUUGCUCUCUACAGGCGGAGGAAGAAACAGCCUUAUCCAUUGUAGAUCCUAUGUCAGUGACCAUUGAAUUGAUCACAAAUCCUCUACCAAUACUGAAACCAAACACAAUGAGUGCUGGAUUAGUUGAUGCAGCCCAGUUUGAUCUCAAACAAAUGUUGCUAGAUGUGCAGUGUAAGACAAUGAAUGUUAGACUGUCAUACCAGGAUAUGAAGAUGUUUCUAGCCAUCAUGGAUUCUCUACCUAAACAGGCAUUACAGGCCAAACAACCACCAGAAUCUUCAGUGUCACAGUUGACAGAGACCCAGGUGGCAAAGUUAAUUGACAUGAACUUUAGCAGAGAAGAUUGUUUGAAGUCAUUAAAGGUUAAGAGAGAUAAUCUGGAGGAGGCUGCAGUAUGGUUGACAGAGAAUGCAAAGGUUGUUAAACCAAAGAAGGAUGAGACCAAAAUAACAGUUGUUGAGGUGAACAUGACAACAUUUUGCCUAUGUCUGAUAGAUGACUGUCAAGAUGCUGAUGUACCACUUAUACAACUCAACUUCUUUGGUAUUGAUCUAAAAUAUGAGCCUGGUAGGGAAGGCAAAGCUGGAUUCAAGAUUGCUGGGGAUUAUUACAACAGGACACUGUCGGGCUGGGAACCACUCAUUGAACAAUGGAGGUGUCAUGCUCAGUGGAAAAACUACAAACAGACAGAGGAAAAGCUAGCAGUAGAAAUUUCAGGUAAUUUAGCAAAUUUUGCUGAGUUUUCACAGUUUUCUGUAAACAAUCUCUUAUUUAUGAAAAAUAGGUUAUCAAUGGACCAGCUAUUCUAGAAAACUGAAAUUAGUUACAACUUAAUAUAAAUGUAAAAUGUGUUUUAAUGUGGAUAUUUAAUCAUAAUUUCAUUAACUCAACCUUUAUAGAGGAUAAAUACCUCAUGCUAAAGGAAUGGUCCUCUAAUGCACAAGACAAAAUAAGUGCCUGUAAUAAAGAUUCUAUUUGAAUGCUGUUGUAUUAGGUUGAAGGUCAGUCGCCUCAACCCAGUGAUUGUUUGGUAGAAACUUUUAAAAGUCACUAUCAUAUAUCACAACUGGGUCCAUAUUCAUUAACAACUCUUAAAGUGUAAAAUUUCCUUUUUGCUCUCAGUUUUAAACUGCCACAAUUCUAAUGAAACUUUGCAUUAAUGUGCAGUUAGCAGUUAAAGAGGGCUGAAAGUAUCAAAUGUUAAAACUUUACAGAAAGCAGAACAUUUGCUGUUAUUAAGUUGAAUAUGAGC